AUGGGGGUGAAGCUGUUUGUUGGUGUUGUCGGGCUGUUGGCCUUAAUGGUUACAGUGGUGACGAACUUCCCUUGUGGCCAGAAUUACACAUCGAAAGCAAAGCUUACAGGGAGCCAAUUAAAAGCCAAUGUUUGUGGCACCGCACCGCUCAACACAAAGAUCGUAGGGGGUCAGAGUGCCCCCGCAGGGACGUGGCCCUGGCAGGCCAGUCUGCACUGGAAGGGCAGGAACAUCUGUGGAGGUUCCCUCAUCAACAACCAGUGGGUCCUGACGGCUGCUCACUGUGUCUCCGGCGCCAACACUUCUGAUUUGAUGAUUUACCUCGGACGUGAAACCCAAGAAGGUCCGAAUCCUAACGAGCAGUCCCGGUCAGUGUCCCGGGUCAUCAGUCAUCCACACUACGAUGACUUGACAAGUGAUAACGACAUCGCCUUGUUGAGACUGUCCUCAACGGUUGACUUCACCAGCUUCAUCAGACCCGUGUGUCUGGCGGCGGCCGGCAGCGUCUUCAAGGCCGGGACGACCUGCUGGGUCACCGGCUGGGGAGCCAUCAGUAUCAUUAAGCCUCUUCCUGCUAACGAGCCGCUGCAGGAGGUCGAUGUUCCCGUCGUGUCCAACAGUCAGUGCAGGAAGGCCUAUGAAAGACACAACGUCAAGAUCACAAGCAACAUGAUCUGUGCCGGUCUACCUGAGGGAGGGAAGGACUCCUGCAAGGGCGACUCAGGCGGCCCCAUGGUGAGUAAAGACGGAUCCAGGUGGGUCCAGGCCGGAGUGGUGAGUUUUGGAAUCGGCUGUGCUGAACCCAGUUUCCCAGGAGUCUACGCCCGUGUGUCAGAGUAUCAGACCUGGAUCAACAGCCAGAUCUCCACCAACCAGCCGGGCUUCGUCACCUUCAACAGCUCCUCCUCCUCCUCCUCCUCCUCCUCCUCCUCCGCCUCCAGCCGCAGCUCCGCCACCAGAGCCGCCCACUUCAUCUCCCUCUCAGUUCCUCUGCUGCUGCUCUCCUCUCUCUUUGUUCUCUCAUUUUCAGUGUAUUAAAUUUCACCUUCUACAUUGUUAAAAUGUUUGAUUAUUCAUAUGAGAAAAUAAUGAAUGAGCUUUUCCUUUCCAGAAAUCAUGAAUCCUGAAUUUUCAAGCGUUUGUAUCCACACGUGAAAGAUUUCCCUCAAAUAUAAAAUGAUCUGUUGCACCAACAGUUAGUCAGGUCCAACGCUCCA
This is a messenger RNA of Seriola dumerili (greater amberjack), 1217 nucleotides long. Its product is annotated as serine protease 27-like. Bases 1 to 1038 code for a protein of 345 amino acids. Gene Ontology annotation, molecular function: serine-type endopeptidase activity. Lineage: Eukaryota; Metazoa; Chordata; Actinopteri; Carangiformes; Carangidae. Gene Ontology annotation, biological process: proteolysis. The record is from RefSeq and is a predicted model, not a curated record. The transcript has 6 exons.